Messenger RNA from Penicilliopsis zonata CBS 506.65, 3276 nucleotides. RefSeq lists its product as hypothetical. The coding region runs from base 279 to 2864 and encodes 861 amino acids. Lineage: Eukaryota; Fungi; Ascomycota; Eurotiomycetes; Eurotiales; Aspergillaceae. Gene Ontology annotation, molecular function: phosphatidylinositol-4,5-bisphosphate binding. The record is from RefSeq and is a predicted model, not a curated record. Gene Ontology annotation, biological process: TORC2 signaling. Gene Ontology annotation, cellular component: plasma membrane; TORC2 complex; cytoplasm. The transcript has 3 exons.
CGGUGUCGAUCGCGUUUCCCUAACCCACAAGCGUCGUGGGAUUAUCAGUUACGUUCUUUUAUUCGCACCAGGCUGGCCCUGGUUUAACGAAUCCCUUUCGUUCACAACCCCCCGCAUGAACACACCGGGGGCGGUACGGAGUACCCAGUACGAGAUGCCCAGUGUUUGAGACCACGCCGCUGCUGUCUUAAUCAGAAGAUCACUCGUCUGUACCUUGAUACUCUGGUCCGCUUGGCCGUCUGAAACCCCUCUUUGUGGUGAUCUGGCCGGAGGUCAAAAUGUCUCUCCUUCAUAACGAAGAUUUCGCCAUAUGGCAGCUACGCACCUCAUAUCUAUCUACGAUUAAGGACGGGAUCGGUGACCGGCUCAUCAACGUCAACAACUCGGUGCUCAACACUCCUGGUUUCCGCGCGGCUGGCUGGUCGUCUGGCUAUCCGAAUGCCGGCGCCCAAAGUGUCGCCUCCCAGAUCAAGCGUACAUACUCCCCGCCAAUCCCCUCAGCCGCGACGGUUUCCUCGGAGUAUUACCGCCUGAGCAACAAUAAGGGUCCCAAUGGCGCGACGAACAACGCGGGAGGGUUUGCUUUGGUGGACAAUGGAGAAGAGGAAGAAGGGGGCAUGGUCACUGGUCGACGCAGUAUAGACAUAGUUGGGCCUCGGCAUCACCCCCGGGGCGGAAAGAAAGGCCGUAGAAGGGAUCGACAGCAGCCGGAGCAGCUCAGACCGGCGGAUGCAGAAGAGGAUGAUAGCAGCGAUCUCAGUGAUGAAAGUGACGACGAGGGCGAUACGCCUCAAAGGGCUGCCCAGCAGAUCAAAUUUUCGAAAAUGCCUAUACGGAUACGCGCAGGUUCCUCUCCGAUACGCACUGCAGACCGCCGAGAGAGGCCGGAGGUCAUGGUGACCUCUCCCUCGCAUCUGUCUGUAGGCAAUCAUUACCGUACGGGCUCUUUGGGGACAGCUGUCAGCGUCCCUGAGCGUCCGCGGCGAGAUACAACCACAAGUAGCGACAUUUCAUCCGAGAACGAGACAGAGCUCUCUCUCAAGGAGCGCCAGAUCCAAUUUUCCGAGCAAAAUCAGGUGAUCCAGCCCUUAUCGUUGAAGAAGAAGCGUGAGCGCGCUGCCAGCAGAGACGAGGUUGAAGGUCUUGCGCUUAGCGAUCUGAACGAACAAGCCGAAGACUCUGGAGCCGAGUCGGUUGGCUCUGCGAUGUCCUCUGACUUUGGUGCGACGGCAGGCUCAGCAUCACUGCUCGAGGCUGUGGGUAUCACCGGUCUGGAUUCUUCCUCCCCCCUUGCCCUGAUGCAAAAGCUUCAGAAUGCAACCGGAUCUCAGACCACUUCGCCGAGAAAGCCCAAGGCUCCGGCUCCAGAACUGCAAGAUCUACCUCCCCCUCGCCCGAUCAGCACGGUCCAGCCUAUCAGUCUACUCUCGCUAGAGUUGAAUGCGCGCAAGAAAGCGCCAGCUAACCAUGUCGAGCAAUUUGCAAUCCUCUCUGGCAAGGGCUCCACGGAUGUCUUGAACAUUAAGAUAUACGCGCCCUUUUCCAGCAACCCCGAGGAUCCUUUUGAAAUGCCACUCGCUCGAGAGUCGAAGCUUGCCGAUCAGCCAGCACCGGUUACGGUUACUGAAGCUAUUGGGCUGGCCCUCUGGCAAUACGACGACGAAGGCCUUGAACCACCCAUUGACCCCAGCAAGCUGGCUGUGAACCGGUGGACGCUCCGCAUGGUGGAGGACGGCGAGGUGGAGUAUGAUUUCCCUGCUUUGGGACGUACCUUACCCAUAGCCGAUUUUACAUCUAACAACAACCGGGCGGCGGCCUCGCGAGGCCGGUCACGGGGCAAGCCGUACGAUGAAUUUGCCCUGGUGGAAGCAUCCCAGAGCGAGUUCGAGGAGAAUGAGCGCCAGUUUCCGAAAUUCAGCGUAGCCUCUGCCGCCCCUGAGGGGGGCGGAACCAGUGAGCGGCCGCCAGCCCUAUCGAUCCCCGUGACGCAGCCCGGGAUGUCACAGACCAAAAGCCCAACCAGCCGUCAGAACCCCAUCCUAGGCCAGCCCUUCUCGUCAGCCUUGAAUGACAACACCUUGACCCCUGCGGACCGGCCGGCGGUGCCGACUUCGCAUGCCACACCACGCAUGGGGGUUUCGAAAACCCUCAAGAUCCGCUUCAUCAACCUGGAGGCGUCGACGCAUGUGAUGACCAUCAACACGUCUACGGAUAGCUACAUCGCCGAGAUCCUUGACACGGUUUGCAAACGAUGGGGGCUCGACAAGGGGAACUAUCUACUGAAGGUGAUGGGAUCCAACACCAUUGCUCCAUUGGACCGCACCGUCGAGGCGUUGGGCAAUAUCACCGACCUGGACCUGGUACGGCGGCGAUUUGGGGCGGGCCCGUUAACGAUGAUGGGCUCCCCCGGGAGCUCAUCGCCGAACGCGCCGCUGAUGGUGGACAACUCGAGCACGGCGCCAGUCAAGAAGGGCAAGAAGAGCGGGCAGCGCAUGCUGCACCCACUGGCGCAGAAGCAAGAUCUGAUCGGCGGGUAUUACCGGCGGUACCAUGUAUUCCGCAAGCAACCCAUGUCCUUUACGGCAUCGAACCAUCGCAUCCUGACCUUUGACAACGACUACUUGCACAUCAUGCCCGGCGACACGGGCAAGACGGUGUCGGACACCAAGACGCGGUCGAUCAGCUUCAAUGACGUGGUGGGUUGCAAGGUCAGCCGGCGCCAUCCGAAGAGUUUCCGGGUGGUCGUGCUACGCGGCAACGACGCGACGGAGCAGAAGCGGUACGAUUUUGAGGCGCGCAACGCUCUAGAAGCGGUGGAGAUUGUUGACGAGAUCAAGAAGAACAUGGCUCAAUACCGAAUAUAACUUUUUCCCUUUCGCCGUUGGAAUGGAACUCUAGUUUGAAUUAGGCUAAUUGGAUUUUUCUUUUUUCUCCCUCCCAUCUCUCUUCCUCUGUCCGCGUGGAACUGUGAAUGAAUGAGUCUCUCGCUACCAGCGGAUCUGAAGCUAAAGAUAGUCGCUCGUACUAUGUAGUAUGACCAGCUCUUCCAAGAAAACAAAACAAAACAAAAAAACAGUCAAAAUUCAGUUUCGAUGCGAUGAAAUAUGGAAUAUCAAUAGAUAGACAAGGAGAUCGAUCGAUCCAUUUGACUGAGAGUUUGAUGAUGACAUGACGACUUUCAGUCCCAGAGACUCUCCGUGUCCACAGCUGUCGGCGUAGGUCGGCGAUGAAGUCAUCGAGCUUGUAUUUACUUUGUUAUUUCUUGCUAUUAUCUUU